GUUGAGAUAUAAGCAGGUGCGGUGCGGCAAGUUGGCGGCAAGCCAGCUGAGCCAGCGGUGAAGUGAAGUUGUGAUUUAUGGAUUGACUGCUGAAUUCGCAAAUAAAAUGUUCUUAGAGCUUAACACCUUCCUAGAUUUCGACAACAAGGCGCUUUCAAAGCAGUUUGUUGUCAUCUCGAGCGAUGACAUUGUGGACCACAGCUUCGUGCUUAACCACCUGCUCAUGCUGUACCUCAAAACGGGCCGCAGGGUCUUUCAACUCAACUUGACGCUCGACGACGCCUUUUUUGCGAGCGUGUGCCAGAAGCUCGGCAUCAACCUGAAGACGUACGCCUCCAAGAACUCAUUCUACAGCUUUAGCUGUCCAAGCCUGCUGAAGGACUUGGUCAAAACCCCGUCGUCCAGCGAGUCGCAUCCCUUCAGCUUCCUGACCUCGGACGGACCGAGCGAUCGCCUAUCGCUUCUCCGAUCGCGGAUCAUCGAAGAACUCGAUCGGUUCCUCGGAAGCUCAGAAGCAAGCGGCGAAGUCCUCUUGAUGGUCGACGACGUCUCGUGUUUGCUGCACCUGGGGCUUUCCAACAGCGAGAUCGUGAAGUUCGUGCACUCGUUAAGGGCCCACGAACCGCUGAGAGACUGCGGCUCGCUGGUAAUGGGCUCGAAGUUCAACGAGCCCGAGCAAGACGCCGAGUGCCACCAGCUCUGCACCUACCUGUCGCACCUGGCCGACGCUACCGUGGACGUUCGUGGGCUCUCGACGGGACACAGCAGGGAUAUCACGGGACAGAUCUCUGUGACAAGGAAGGCGGAUGGUCAGAGGCCCACCACCAAGCGGAUGCACUAUCGGCUGGAAGACAAAGGUGUCAAGCUUUUCCCAGUGGGGCUUCACAGAUUGCCGUUUCAGAUUUGAUAGUACAACUUGCUUCGGAAUAAAAACGUACAUCCAACGAU
This is a messenger RNA of Ixodes scapularis (black-legged tick), 948 nucleotides long. Its product is annotated as elongator complex protein 6-like. Gene Ontology annotation, biological process: tRNA wobble uridine modification. The record is from RefSeq and is a predicted model, not a curated record. Lineage: Eukaryota; Metazoa; Arthropoda; Arachnida; Ixodida; Ixodidae. The coding region runs from base 107 to 907 and encodes 266 amino acids. The transcript is spliced from 2 exons. Gene Ontology annotation, cellular component: elongator holoenzyme complex.